This is a messenger RNA of Betta splendens (Siamese fighting fish), 4146 nucleotides long. RefSeq names its product MSL complex subunit 2b (gene msl2b). Bases 1203 to 3008 code for a protein of 601 amino acids. The record is from RefSeq and is a predicted model, not a curated record. The transcript is spliced from 3 exons. Gene Ontology annotation, molecular function: ubiquitin protein ligase activity. Lineage: Eukaryota; Metazoa; Chordata; Actinopteri; Anabantiformes; Osphronemidae. Gene Ontology annotation, cellular component: MSL complex.
UAACCGCGUACGGUGUGUUCUCGCGAGACUUGGCGGACAGCGCCCCCUUGCUUGUGUGUGGGAAAGCGACGGAAGGUAUGAGGAGCACUGCGAGGCUAACGAUAACAAGGUACACGAAGCAGCUUUUAAUUCCGUUUGACUCUUCGGUGGCGCGUUGGAAGUGUUUCACCAGCUGCAGGAGGACGUAGUUUGGACCGAACGCUCGCUUUCUCUGGAUUAUUCCCGCCGUGGGGAGCUGCUGCAGCGACAGAGCCCCGCUAAUCCCAGGACGUGGACAGCGGCCUGCUUUUGUAGCCGGCUUCCCGGUGCUCCUCGGGCGGCCAGCGUCGUCACCAGAGUCCGGUGCUGCGGCUGGUUUGUUUUUCUACCCGGACAGACGCGUCGGAGCUGCCGAAUAAGUCUUGCUUCAACACCUGCGGGUUCUCCCGAACCGGGUCAGACCCUGCUCGUCGUGCAGCCGCCGCUAGUCGACGUUUUCACCUUUUUUGGACGGGGCGUCCUGUUUUGUUUUCGAGCGGCCAUGAAUCUCCACGAACAAUAACACAGCGUCUGCGCCUGCUGGGGCUGCACCGCCGAGCAGAACCGGUGCCACGGCCACUCUGUGGGAGACCGAACGCAGUGUGUGGCACCGAGUCUGGAGCGGCGUGAACCCAGAAGACGGGCAUGCAUGUGGACUGUGGAGCACCGAGGGUGAACCAGUGCAACCCGGAGCACUUUGUCACGAAAGCCCCCGUUUGAACAGCGCGAGCCUCUGGCGGAGGAAGGAGCGCACGAUGCUUUGUCUGCUCACGACUAACGGACCGUGUGGGAACGAAUCGAACCGACUCGGCUGAACGGACGCUUUACGCAUGAUCGGCCUCCCAGUGGGUGCUCUUAUAAUCUCCCCCUUGUGAGGCGCUUUUACUUUGGGACGGGGACGCGCCGAGGAUGGAUUGGAUGUGACUGGGGAUGAGGCACCUCGUUUGCAGCGUGCGCAGACCGCUGCGUGUUGGGGAUUUACCGACGGGGAUCUAAGGCUCUUAGACCCAUCUAUGCUCUCUUCAAAGCCGCCAGACUCCCUUGACACAAACAGUGAUUUUAUCUCACCGAACACAGGAGUCGCCGGCCCGCCCCCGUCGCUUGGUGUGUUUGUUACCGUGUGACUUUUGACGUAUUAUUACACCGUAGCGCACCGGAGUGGAGCCCCGGGCCAGGCAGCUGAGAUGAACCCGGUGAAUGCGACGUCUCUGUACGUGUCCGCGAGCCGUUCGGUGCUGCAGUGCGACCCCCGAGACCCCCGGGCCCUGGCGGAGCUCUGCAAGCUGCUGCCGUUUUUCCGCCAGUCCCUGUCCUGCUUGGUGUGCGGUAACCUGCUGCAGGACCCCAUCGCUCCCACCGACUCAUCAUGUCAGCACUACGUCUGUCGAGGCUGUAAGGGGCAGAGGAUGCAGCUGAAGCCAUCCUGUAGUUGGUGUAAAGACUAUUCCCGCUUUGAGGAAAACAGGCAGCUGUCUUUGCUGGUGCACUGUUACAGGGAGCUCUGUCUCUACAUCACUCAGUCGCCGCUUGCCCCUCACAUAGCCAGCGCUGCCAGUGACUCACCUGAACUCCAGGCCAUCCUCAACGAGGGUCUCACAUUGGCUGAGAGUCAGCAGGAGGCGGAGGACGUUUCCGAUGCGGCCACCACCUCCAGCGUGGGCCAGCACAGCGAAGCUCCUCCAACAAAGGAGCUGAAACGAGAAGAGCCGAGUCCCGUGAGCAUUAAUGGGCUGCACGACUGUAACGGCCUGCUCAGCUCAGACACCCUGCAGCCCCUCACCAUGGAAAGAGGUGGAGGGGUAGCGAAGCAGGAGAGCUUCUCUGAGGAGAUCCCAGUGUGUGUGAGUGUCACAGGGAGCGGGGAGGCCAGCCUCUGUGACAUCAGCACUUUCGGGGAUGACCUGAAACACGGUGGGGGACCGUUGCUGUUGAGUGUAGAGGAAGUUCUCAGAACUUUGGAGAUGGACACUGACCCUGACCCCAUCUCAGACACCAGCCCCCAGCCAGGCUGCCCCUCCUCUGUACCUCAGUCCAGCCUCAAUGGGCCGCACUGCCCCAACUCCUCUCGCCUCAUUCCCUCCCUCACCUCGGAGAACUGUUCCCGUCCCCUCCAACCUCAUUCACAGCCCUCGCUGCAACUUCCCCCUCAACCCUCCACAGUCGUCCCUCGCGACCCCCCACGGUGCCACCGCAAGCGCUCUCGCUCUGAAAGUGACAGCGAGAAGGUGCAGCCCCUUCCUAUCUCCAGCCUGCUGCGAGGGCCUCCCCUCUGUGCCAACAGCUCCCCCCACCAUCCCAACCCUGGUGCCACCACCAAACAGGAGCAUAAGUUCCCUGCAGCCAUGCCCCACCCCCACCUGCCUCCGGUGCCCAACGGCGGCGCCUCUAACAAGGUGGGCAAGACUGUGCUUGUCUCCAGCAAGCCCCUGAAAAAGACUGUGGAGCACCACGGGCCCACUAAGAAGGCUUGUACCAAGGCCAGGCAAGGGGCCCCCAAGCCCCGUGCACAGCCUCGAGACCGGGUCCCCCCUCACCCUCAUACGCACCCUCUAACGCACCCACCCAGCCCCUCAAAGCCGCUGUACAAGAAGCCUGUGGAAAAGAAGGGCUGCAAGUGUGGCCGAGCCACGCAGAACCCAUCGGUGCUGACCUGUAGAGGGCAGCGCUGCCCCUGCUACUCCAACCGCAAGGCCUGCUUGGACUGCAUCUGCCGCGGCUGCCAGAACUCCUACAUGGCAAACGGGGAGAAGAAGCUGGAGGCCUUUGCGGUGCCAGAGAAAGCUCUGGAGCAGACCAGACUCACGCUUGGCAUCAACCUCACCAGUAUCACCGCGGCGGCGCUGCGCAGCCCUGCCACCAGUUCCCCCGGCAACGCCCUCCUCAACGUCACCACGGCCACCGGGCCCCCCGUCACGGCCGCCUUCCUGUCCGGGGCGGGGCAUGACAACAGGGGCUUUGACGAUUCACUGGAGAUGCGGUUUGACUGCUGAGGCACCGCCUCUCCGCUGGUCGUCAUCGCGCACAUUCCCCGCCCGCCAGCUGGGCGUCAUCCAUCGGGUCGUGCCAGGGACCUGGAGCGGCGGCACCAGAACAAGGCAGCUACAGUGACAGGCAGGAGUGAGGGUCAGCAGCUGAAGCUGAGGGUUCGCCCAGGACUGCAUCGUGCAUUUAGAUGCAGCGUGGAGGAGAAGACGGGAGAGAUGUAGCGUUACUGUAUGUGCAGAGGUUUCAUUUCAGGGGGGAUAGUUUCUCUUUGCUUUCUUUUUACUAUGGGUAACGUGUAGAGCAUGUUGGUGUAGCUAAGGAGCGUCGGCCCGUCACGCCUCCGUGUGGAUGUGUGAGUGCGUGUACGUGUACGUGCGUGUGCAUGUGAGUGAGAGUGUGAGGGGAGGGUUUGGUUUGAGAUGAACCCCGUUAGCAGGAGCAGAGACAUCAUCAUCCUCACGACUGGUGUAAUUUAUAUGAACUUUUUGUACAUGGACUGACCAGUUUCCAUCGAAGAAGACGUCUAUGACAUAUUUUUAAGUUUUAAGCGGUGGAGCCGGUGCAGACCUGCGCUCAGCCAGAGGGUGUUCACACAGACCCCACACACAAAAUGUGACCCGAGCAUCACCCACAAACAUAACGGCCGCUGGGUGUUUAACGGUCCGGGUGAAGCUGGUGAAUUGAAGCAGCCUUUUUACUGAGCGUUCUCUUACUGGCCUCGCUCUCAAAGCGUCGCCGUCCUGUUCUGACCCGUGAUGACAGCUCUGGCUGACUGCAGGCCUUGCUCACCGACCUUCACGCCUUUUGGUUUCUGGAAGCUAAACACAUGCUGCUAAAACCCACAGAGGACUCAAGAAGAGCACACUUGUUUUCCUCAUCCUUCCCCUUGUGUUUUAAGUUGCAUUAACAACAUUUGCAGUAUUUAUUGGUCGUCUCCUAACUGGCUACGUGUUGGGCCUCGGUUCUGCUCGCUCACUGCCUGUCGAGUCUGUCGGUCCGGUCAGGACUGUUUUUGUCUCGGUUAAGUUGCUGUCUCCUUCUUAGUGUUAAGUUUCUGGUGUUUGUCUCUCUCUGGGCAUUUAAAUAACUGUAAGAUAACUGUAACAUAUUUCCACAAAAAGAAAGAAAAUCCAAAACUUACAA